Molecule: messenger RNA, 1032 nt
Organism: Onthophagus taurus
Lineage: Eukaryota; Metazoa; Arthropoda; Insecta; Coleoptera; Scarabaeidae
Source: RefSeq, a predicted model, not a curated record
UUCAUUUUUAGUGUAGUUAGUAAAGUUUGUUUAAAAAAUGCGUCAUUUGUACGCUUUUUCGUUUAUUGCUUUAACAAAUUUUGCAUCUUUGUUGCCGAUUUUAUUAUAUCAUAAGGAGGGAUCUCAAGAUGUAAUUCAACAAAUUCAUUUACAAGAAUUACCGUCAAUUAACAGUAAUUUAACUUCAACCGAAAAUUUUAAUUCUGCAAAUUAUGAAAACUCAAAUAUUUUCGCUGUAAUUUUUUUGGCGUUAAUACCGUUAAUAAUUAAAUGGUCAGCGGAUGUUUACGAACCUAGAGAUUGAUAAAAUAUAAAAUUUAAUUUAGUGAUUUACUGUUAAAAUUGAUUUAACAAUUAAUUUAAUCAUUUUUACAUUAAUAUCUAACCUUCAAUCGUAUUGAAACAAUUUUUUUAAAUGACUUGAAGUCAUUAAAUUGCGUGUGCGAUUCUGGCCUUUGGAACUAUUUUUUAUAAAUACUCUAUUUCUUUAAAAUUUCAUUCAGUGCUAUAUCUACACAAGGUGUAUUUAGAGUCAUUAAAUUGCGUGUGCGAUUCUGGCCUUUGGAACUAUUUUCUCAACUAUUUUUUAUAAAUACUCUAUUUCUUUAAAAUUUCAUUCAGUACUAUAUCUACACAAGGUGUAUUUAGAGUUUAAUUUUUAUUGUAAACAUUUUCAAAACAUAAUGCGUUAUCAAUACGCUUAUUCUUUUAUUGCUUUAACAAAUUUCGCUUCUUUAUUACCGAUUUUAUUGUAUCAAAAUAAGGAAGGAUCUCAAGAUGUCGCGAGAAAAUUACAUGAAGUACCUUCGUUUCAAGAUAAUUUAACAAUGUCAACGGUAAUAAUUAAUAAUUUACCAAGUUUUGAAAAUAUUAUAGAAGUUAAUGAAGAAAUCGGAAAAAUUAAAGUAUCUUCAGUAAAUUAUCAAAAUUCAAAUAUUUUCGCUGUGAUUUUCUUGACAUUAAUACCAUUAAUAGUUAGAUGGUCUGCGGAUGUAUACGAAUUGAGAGAAUAAAAUUUUAUUUUAAUGAGUA